This is a messenger RNA of Rotaria sp. Silwood2, 1182 nucleotides long. The record is from the annotation of a GenBank genome assembly. Lineage: Eukaryota; Metazoa; Rotifera; Eurotatoria; Philodinida; Philodinidae.
AUGGUUCGUAAAAAAUCGAGUGCAUCAAAAGUUAAAACACGAAAAGAAACAUAUAAAAGAAAACAACAUGCUCGUUCAUAUGCUAGUCGUUCAUGGCGAAUUUUGCUACUAACAGUAAGAGCUGUUCAGAAAUUUUCAAGUUUUAGACAUAAAAAUGGAGUAGCCAUGUGUGUAUCGAAAAGAUUCGGUACAGUUAAAUCAGAUUUAAUGCAUCAGGUUGAUGAAUAUCAAUUAAUCGAUUUCUUUGAAAAACCUAAUGAUGAACAUUCUACAAGUGAAAUAAUUAAUGUGAAAAACGAGAUUUGUAAUAUAUCUCAAGAAUCUACAACUUUAAAAGUUGGAACAAAAACUAAACUCGUGUCUUUGUUAAAAUCGGCUCAAUUUAUUGUCAAAAAGAAAAAAUUUCUAGUAUUAUCUCAAGCACGAUCAAACCGACUUGAUAAUCAUCGAUCAUCCUUAUCAUCAACUGAUAACAAUGGUACUGAUAGUGAAGUUAGUAAAGAAAAUUAUCGUUUGUCAAUAGAAGAAUCUAUUGAAAAAUUAUUGAAAAAAAUUAAUUAUAAUAUUCAUGGUAAUUAUUAUACAAAUAUAUCGACGAAAGAUUUCAAAGUGAUCAUCGAAAACACGAUUGAUUCUAUUGUACCAACUUGCUCAAUAGAAUGUAUAUGCAACGAAAGAAUAAAGUUAUAUUUAAAAAGUUAUCGAUUUCAACUAUCAAAUUUGAUGAAACAUUUGAAGGUCAUUAACAACAAACCAAUAUUGCUUAUCAAUAAUAGAAAUCAACAAUUGGAUGGUUCAUCAAACGUUGUAAAUCAAAUGAAUUUUGAUGAUCAAGCUUUAAGAAAUGAAAGUAGUCGACCAACUACUCAAAAUUAUUCUAUUCAACAUCAUACUAAUGAUAGUGAUCUGUCAGCAUCAGUUACAAUAAAAAAAACUCUCAGUCAAAAUAAUAAAAAUCGUGCUGAAUCAAAUAAUAGAAGUCGUGAUUUAUUAGCUACAAUUAAAAAAAAUCAUCAACCAUCGGCUACUAAUUUGCCCAAACAAAAUGAAACACAAAGUUCUAUUUCAUUUACUACAUCAUCAAAUCCAAAAAAUCAACUAAGAAAUAAUCGCCAAAAGCAAACUACUAAUUCAUCAUCCAACUAUCAGCAUUUAAAAUCGUUAAAGGAUCAAGUACGUUAG